This is a messenger RNA of Sinocyclocheilus grahami, 433 nucleotides long. RefSeq names its product ZP domain-containing protein-like. The transcript has 3 exons. The record is from RefSeq and is a predicted model, not a curated record. The annotation marks the transcript as partial. NCBI's taxonomy places the organism in Eukaryota, Metazoa, Chordata, Actinopteri, Cypriniformes, Cyprinidae.
GUGUAUUAUGGAUGACACAGUUGAGGUUUAUCAAAGUGAUUCAAGAACGUAUGACUUUGGGAUCCACGCUUUCAAGUUCACAGGCGGCUACAAUGAGGUGUACAUUACCUGUUCUGUGAUUCUGUGCGCGGAAGGAAGUUCAAACUCAAGAUGCGCCCAAGGCUGCCUCAGAGAACCGGCACACAAACGCAGACGAGACGUGAGCAAAGAAACCGCCAGGCAUUACAUCAAGCAGGGUCCCUUCCGUGUGGUGAGACAAACUCAGCAUUCAGCAGCAGCUUCAGAAAAUGGUGAUUCUCUUCAUGUCAGUGCAGGCACCGGGGUCUUCGCGGGACUCUUCAUAAUCUCCAUUGUGGUGCUGGUGGGAUUGUUGGUGUAUAAAGCCAAAAAAACAAGAGCACCUGAUCGCAUGUAUCUGAUGUCCAACUUCUAA